Messenger RNA from Ostreococcus tauri, 2094 nucleotides. RefSeq names its product Glycosyl hydrolase, family 13, catalytic domain. Bases 1 to 2094 code for a protein of 697 amino acids. The record is from RefSeq and is a predicted model, not a curated record. The transcript has a single exon. NCBI's taxonomy places the organism in Eukaryota, Viridiplantae, Chlorophyta, Mamiellophyceae, Mamiellales, Bathycoccaceae. Gene Ontology annotation, molecular function: hydrolase activity, hydrolyzing O-glycosyl compounds. Gene Ontology annotation, biological process: glycogen catabolic process.
AUGCGGGGGUCAAAUUCCGAAAUUGCCUGGGUCAGUGGGGACGCCGAACCGCUCGGACCGAGCGCGACGACGGACGGCGGGGUGAACUUCGCGGUGCGAUGCGCUUCGAGCGCGCAAGCGGUGACGUUGUGCGCGUACGACGCCGAAGACGACUGGACGCGCGUGAAGCCUCGGUUUGAGGUGCCGAUGAUGCGAACGGGAGACGUGUGGCACAUUAAGAUGAUCAGUGGGAUGGUGAGGAGUGGGAUGCGGUACGGAUAUCGCAUCAACGGCGAGGGUGGUUGGGACACCGGGCAGCGAUUCGAUGCGACGAAAGUGCUCAUGGAUCCGUACGCGCCGCUCGUCGAGGCGAGACGGAAGGUCUUUGGAGAGUGGUCGAAGCACAAGGUGAGCGGUGACACGAACGAUCCGGAUAUGUUGAGCGGUUACGAUUUUGAGUCAGCUCCGUUCGAUUGGCGAGGCGUGGAGUCGCCGCAAAUCGACGAGAAGGAUAUGAUCGUGUACGAGAUGACUGUUCGCGCGUUUACCGCGGAUGCAAGCUCGGGAUUAGAUGCUGACGCGCGCGGAUCGUACGCGGGCGUCGCCGCGAAAGUUGAACACUUAAAGUCUCUGGGUGUCAACGUCGUCGAACUGUUGCCGGUGUUUGAGUACGACGAGAUGGAGUUCCAGAGAAUUCCGAAUCCGCGUGAUCACAUGGUGAACACUUGGGGAUACAGCACGAUGAGCUUUUUUGCACCGAUGACGCGGUUCGGAAAGAAGGGCUGCUCGGCUCGAGAGGCAUCGCGAGAGUUUAAGGAGAUGGUCAGGGCGCUUCAUGCGGCGGGCAUCCAAGUCAUCCUCGACGUCGUAUACAAUCACACUGGCGAGAUGAACGACGAGCUCCCGAACACGUGCUCGAUGCGCGGCAUCGAUAACAAGACGUACUACAUGACGGAUACAAACCAGUACGUGCAAAUGCUGAACUUUACGGGUUGUGGCAACACGCUCAAUGCGAAUAAUCCGUAUGUGUCUCAGUUCAUACUCGAUUCGCUGAAACACUGGGUGAAAGAGUAUCACGUCGACGGCUUCCGCUUCGAUCUCGCAAGUGCGCUGUGUCGCGACGAACAGGGUCAUCCAAUGAACUCACCGCCGCUCAUCCGCGCCAUCGCAAAGGAUCCAGAGCUCGCGCACGUCAAGCUCAUCGCCGAGCCAUGGGACUGCGGCGGAUUAUACCAGGUCGGAAGCUUCCCGAACUGGGAUCGGUGGUCGGAGUGGAACGGUGCCUAUCGCGAUGUUCUGCGUCGUUUUAUCAAGGGCGAUGAGGGUAUGAAGAGCGAUUUUGCUCGUCGCAUCAGCGGCUCGUCGGACAUGUACCAUCAUAACAAUCGCAAGCCGUAUCACUCCGUGAACUUCAUCACCGCUCACGACGGCUUCACCCUGCGCGACUUAGUGAGCUACAACACGAAACACAACAUGGCGAACGGAGAGUUUAACAACGACGGCGCCAACGAUAACUACUCGUGGAACUGCGGUCACGAGGGCGACACGAGCGACGAAUCUGUUAAGGCGCUUCGCUGGCGACAGAUGAAAAACUUUCAUGUGGCACUGAUGAUCUCCCAAGGUACACCGAUGAUGCUCAUGGGCGACGAGUACGGUCACACGCGUCAUGGAAAUAACAACACGUACGGGCACGACGACAAGUUGAACAACUUCCAGUGGAACGAGCUCGACAGUCAAAAGGAGCACUACUUCCGCUUUGCUUCGGAGAUGGUCAAAUUCCGCCGGUUGCAUCCGCUUCUCGGUCGCGAGACCUUUCUGACCGACGCAGACGUCACUUGGCACGAAGAUCGAUGGGACGAUCCGCAAUCGAAGUUUUUGGCGUUCACGUUGCACGAUUCCGCCGGGUACGGAUGCGGAGACUUGUACAUUGCCUUCAACGCGCACGAGUUCUACGUCGACGCCGCGUUGCCGUCACCGCCCAACGGGAAACGAUGGGCGAGAAUCGUCGACACGAAUUUGCCCUCCCCUGAGGACUUUAUCGUCAAAGGUAAGUUUGGGGUAGAGUCUCGAUACAACGUCGCGCCUCGCGGGUGCGUCAUUUUGAUGUCCAAGUGA